This is a messenger RNA of Phragmites australis (common reed), 772 nucleotides long. RefSeq lists its product as uncharacterized. Lineage: Eukaryota; Viridiplantae; Streptophyta; Magnoliopsida; Poales; Poaceae. The record is from RefSeq and is a predicted model, not a curated record. The transcript has 2 exons. Bases 140 to 535 code for a protein of 131 amino acids.
CUGAGAACAGUAUAGCAUCCUGGUGAGCUGGGAAACGAUUCCACGCCCUGGCCGAAGCGUAGCAUAGAGGACGCGAGUAGAGGCGGCGGGUUCUUGAAUUCCUCCCUCCUCCGUUGUUGAACCUCCGCAUCAGCCCGGCAUGGAUGAGAAGAACUUCGGCAACAAACAACAAGCACAACCAAAGAAGGCAGAUGCAGUGACAGACAGUGUUCCGAGCCAAGAUCAAGAGACCUUGAAACAGUUUUCAGAUUCAGAUGCUGGAAACAUCAGCCUGGUUAAUGUCCAUGAGGCUGGAGAUGUGAACAUGGAAGCUGCCAUCUCCACUGAGGAUGUGGUGCGAGCCGGCGGGUUUGGAGCGAAAGACGACAUCGGUAGCCUCCUUCCAACAGCAGUAGAUUCAACUGACUUCGAGGCCUCUCUACGGGAUGCUCGUGAUUUCGAAGGCGAGAGAGAAGAACCAUCGCAUCCUGGACUGGGCUGGAAAGCAAAAGAAGUUGAUGAUGGAAGCAAACCAGCAGAUCUGCCGCAGCAGUGAUGACCGUGCUUUCUUCUCUUCUUGCCCAACUUCAGCUUCAGAAAAACACUUCGCUCGUGUUUCUGUAGGUGUUGCCACUUGCCAAGAAUUGCACUUUGUUUUAACUCUGUGCUAUAAUGUGUCAUGUGUAACAUUCUGUUGUUUCAGUGCUGUAUGAACAUGAGCAUAACAGGUCUUCUAUGUUGUCAAAACUCUGGAGGUCUGUGAAUGAAUAAUUAUAGUACCCAAUUUCCACUC